AUGGAUCCCCUUAUUUCCGGUUCAUCAACAAAUCCCACAAUACUCGUCGUUUCUAGACAAUUAAUGCUUCAAAAUUACAUCGAAGGACUGAGAAGUAGACUGCUCGAAAACGGAAGACAUAAAUCUGAGCUUUACCAGACCCGUGGCGCAGACCCACCAGAAUUUUUCAAGUCCGACCAGAUUCUUUCCACAGGCGCCGGACACUUGUGGAAUCAACUUAUAACAACAAUUCUACUUCAUACUCAGCAAGACAAGGAUAUUAAGGGUGCAAAUGAGCGCCUUUAA
This is a messenger RNA of Botrytis byssoidea, 285 nucleotides long. RefSeq lists its product as uncharacterized. The record is from RefSeq and is a predicted model, not a curated record. The transcript has a single exon. The coding region runs from base 1 to 285 and encodes 94 amino acids. Lineage: Eukaryota; Fungi; Ascomycota; Leotiomycetes; Helotiales; Sclerotiniaceae.